AUCGUCGUGCUUCAGUCAGCCGCUGCCGGCCAUAGCGCGAACAUGUGGCUGCGAUGCUUGGCUGCCAUCGUGCUGAUCGCGGCAACAGCUUCUAAGGAAGUCUUCACCAACUCGUUCCUGGUUCGCUUCAAGCGGUCGGUGCAGCACGAGGAGGCGCAUCGUGUUGCCAGAGUCCACGGCUUCGAGAGCCUCGGUCCGGUACUGGGGUCUGACACAGAAUGGCACUUCGCGCACCGUGGUCUGCCACACGCGCGCCCUCGCCGCUCUAUCGCACAUGCGCGCAUCCUCAAACAACAUCCACUUAUCCACACAGCUAUCCAGCAGUCCGGUUUUAAGCGCGUUAAGCGAGGUUUCCGCCCCCUCCGUCUCCCAGAGACGCCUCCUGCUGCCGAGCCCAGGGACCCCUACUUCCCACUGCAGUGGUACCUGAAGAAUACCGGCCAAAAUGGGGGGAAGCCUAAAUUAGAUCUAAAUGUGGAGGCGGCUUGGGCCCAGGGGUACACAGGGGUCAAUGUUACUACAGCGAUUAUGGAUGACGGUGUGGAUUACAUGCACCCCGAUUUGAAGUACAACUAUAACGCGGAGGCAUCGUACGACUUCAGUAGCAACGAUCCAUACCCGUACCCUCGGUACACCGACGAUUGGUUCAACAGUCACGGCACGAGAUGCGCGGGAGAGGUGGCGGCGGCACGGGACAACGGCGUGUGCGGCGUUGGCGUCGCCUACCACUCCAAGGUAGCAGGUAUUAGGAUGCUGGACCAGCCAUAUAUGACAGACCUGAUCGAGGCCAACUCCAUGGGCCACGAGCCACAUAAGAUCCACAUCUACAGUGCUUCCUGGGGCCCUACUGAUGAUGGCCGAACCGUGGACGGUCCACGGAAUGCCACUAUGAGGGCCAUAGUGAGAGGGGUUAACGAGGGACGCAACGGACUCGGUAACAUCUACGUGUGGGCGAGCGGCGAUGGCGGAGAAGAUGAUGAUUGCAACUGUGAUGGAUAUGCUGCUUCCAUGUGGACCGUUUCUAUCAAUAGCGCCAUUAACGAUGGUCAAAACGCGCACUAUGACGAGUCCUGCUCUUCAACUCUUGCCAGCACAUUCAGCAACGGAGCCAGAGACCCCAGCACCGGUGUGGCCACUACGGAUCUUUACGGGAAAUGCACUGCGACCCAUUCCGGAACUUCUGCCGCUGCUCCUGAGGCUGCUGGUGUUUUUGCUUUGGCACUUCAUGCUAAUCCUAACUUGACUUGGCGAGAUAUCCAACAUCUGACUGUGUUGACUUCCAAACGAAAUUCAUUGUAUGAUGCAAAGGGUCGUUUUCACUGGACGAUGAAUGGAGUAGGUCUGGAGUUUAACCAUUUGUUUGGAUUCGGCGUGCUGGAUGCUGGUGCCAUGACAGCUUUGGCUGCUAACUGGCGAUCAGUGCCCCCUAGAUACCACUGUGAAGCGGGGUCGGUCAACACUCAUACUGAGAUCCCUCAAAAAGGCAACAGUAUCACCUUGAAGAUUGACACAAAAGCGUGCGCUGGCACGCCGAGUGAGGUGCGGUAUUUGGAACACGUGCAGGCUGUCGUAAGUGCCAACUCCACUCGGCGAGGAGACCUCGAGUUCUUCCUCACUAGUCCCAUGGGAACUAGGUCAAUGAUCCUGAGCAGGCGUGCCAACGACGACGACUCUAGAGAUGGGUUUACCAAAUGGCCGUUCAUGACCACGCAUACCUGGGGAGAAUAUCCUCAAGGCAUUUGGACUUUGGAGGCGCGAAUCAACGGUGGCUCCAGUCCUUCACAAACCUCAGGUUUCCUCCGUGGCUGGUCACUGGUCCUCCACGGCACUCGAGCUCCUCCAUAUGCGCAAUUGCAGCCUCAAGAUCCUCAUUCAAAGCUCGCCGUCGUUAAGAAGGCUCACGAAGAUAACGCCAUCAAGAAAUAAGAGCUCGUUGGUGUAUGGUGGGUUGCGGUAUCUAGUAAACAAGUGAUCUGUGGAAGUCAUGUACAGUGCAGCUAGUAAUUAUUUUCAGAGUAAUGGAUAAUCAGCUUGCGUUUUAAAUGAAGAUCCGAUUUAAUUUACCUGCAGGAUCCAAUUUUCAAAACUAAAUUUAUAAUAUAAUACAACAAGUAUAGUAUAGGUAACUUCAUACAAACGUAUGUGUGAGUGCCCGCCGCGUGUCAUGUACGAACGCACAUAUUCGCAUAAUCUCGUGAUGCACUCGCGUUGCAAAGCGCCGAUCGUCUCAUGCGCCUUUCAUUAUGCGACAGGCGUGAUCACAAGUCACGCUGCUGCGUAUGAACGGAGUUGCCAUACUUGUCUUAUUCAUAUUAUGCAAAAUUAUUUAAAAAAAUGUUGAAUAUUCAAGUAUUUUAAACUGUGAUUGUAAAUGUUUACUAGAUGCGGCAAUUCAUUAUUGGACGUUUAGAGUAAAAUUAAAAAAUAACAGUUCUUAAGACUUGAGAA
This is a messenger RNA of Hyposmocoma kahamanoa, 2448 nucleotides long. It is a transcript of the gene amon, whose product is annotated as neuroendocrine convertase 2. Gene Ontology annotation, cellular component: trans-Golgi network; Golgi membrane. The record is from RefSeq and is a predicted model, not a curated record. Lineage: Eukaryota; Metazoa; Arthropoda; Insecta; Lepidoptera; Cosmopterigidae. Gene Ontology annotation, biological process: protein processing. Gene Ontology annotation, molecular function: serine-type endopeptidase activity. The transcript has 14 exons. Bases 43 to 1926 code for a protein of 627 amino acids.